GUUCCAGUAUGCAUCAUCUCAACACUGUCGCUCUGAGGACGUUCAAGCACACUCGGUUGUUUCGUAAAUACUGUGAGUUCACCGCGAAAUCUAACCGAGCGGAUCCGUGCGAUUCUCGACUUGAAUAACAUGGGUUAAGAUGUUUGGAUAACUCUGCUCGAGGAUGGAGACUCGGAUAUUGUGUUUCGACAGGACAGAAAUCACAGAAGGGCUUUAAUAUCUUCUUCGGUUCUCCUCGUCUGUUGUGUGUGAGAGAUGAUCGCAGUGUUUGUGUGCAGCGCGGCCGCUUUCAUCCUGUACGUCAACACACUGGACGCGGACUUCUGCUAUGAUGACAGCCGUGCUAUCAAAACCAACCAGGACCUUCUCCCCGAAACGCCUUGGAUCAACAUCUUCUACGAUGACUUCUGGGGGACGCUUCUCACCCACAGCGGCAGCCACAAGUCGUACCGGCCGUUCUGCACGCUGUCCUUCCGCCUGAACUACGCCCUGAGCGGCCUGAACCCCUGGAGCUAUCACCUGAUCAACGUGCUCCUCCACUGCGCCGCCACCGCGCUCUUCUCCAGCUUCUCCGGCCUGCUGCUAGGGUCGGGCCGCUGGAGCCUGCUGGCCGGGCUUCUCUUCGCCGCUCACCCCAUACACACCGAGGCCGUGGCGGGCGUCGUGGGUCGGGCCGACGUGGGAGCAGCUCUUUUCUUCCUCUUGUCCCUGCGCUGCUACAUGCGGUACUGUGCCCUGAGGACGAGCGGCGUGCACGGGCGGAGCUGGCCGUGGUUUGUGAGCACGCUUGCGUGUGCUUCCUGUAGCAUGCUGUGGAAGGAGCAGGGCGUGACGGUACUCACUGUGGCGGCCGUGUACGACGUGUUUGUCUUCCAUCGGCUGAAGUUGCAGCAGGUUCCCGCACUCUUCUGCAAGAAGAAGAAUCUGCCGCUGCUGUCGAGUGUGUUUGUGUUGGGCUGUUGGGGAAUCUGUCUUCUGGCCGGUCGUCUCUACUGGAUGGGCAACAAACCUCCAAACUUCUCCAACUCGGACAACCCUGCAGCAGACUGCCCCUGUUUCCUGUCCAGGACUCUCACCUUCUUCUACCUGCCGGCUGUGAACGUUUGGCUCCUCCUCUGCCCUGACAUGCUGAGUUUCGAUUGGUCGAUGGAUGCUCUGCCACUUUUGAGGAGCGUUGCUGAUUGGAGGAACCUCCACACCGUUGCCUUCUACGGCUCGCUGCUGGCGCUGGCAUGGUUCGGACUCCGCAGCAGCCCGAACAAAGGCAAGGAGACCAACGGGAAAGUCCAUCAUGUAGCAAACGGGAAAUCCACGAACGGUCACAGCUGUACCUCUGAUCACGAACACUUGACUCUUUAUUCAAAUGGAACUAAUGGUACUGUAAAACACCAUGUGUCGUCUUUACCCAGCACUGAGAGUCUGGUGCUGUUCUCAUUGGGUCUGCUGGCCGUUCCCUUCAUCCCAGCCACCAACCUCUUCUUCUACGUGGGCUUUGUGGUGGCCGAGCGAGUGCUCUACAUCCCCAGUAUGGGCUUCUGUCUGCUGGUAGUGCUGGGGAUGAGAUCUUCAUAUGUCAGACUGAGGAGGAAGUCCUCCAGAACACUCCUGAUGGGCUCCUGUGCUGCUCUGGUGCUUCUGUUUGGGAUGAAGACGGUUCUGAGGAAUCAUGACUGGCACAACGAGGAGAUGUUGUACAGGUCGGGGAUAUCUGUGAACCCUGCGAAAGCGUGGGGUAACCUGGGAAACAUCCUGAAGAACCAGGGGAAGGUGUUGGAGGCAGAGCGAGCGUACAGGAACGCUUUGUACUACCGCAGGAACAUGGCUGACAUGCUGUAUAACCUCGGUCUGCUGCUGCAGGAGAACAACAGAUUCUCAGAGGCUCUUCAUUACUAUAAACUGGCCAUCGGGAGCAGACCCACUCUGGCCUCCGCCUAUUUGAACACUGGGAUCGUCCUGAUGAAUCAGGCCCGUCUGGAAGAAGCCAAGCGCACCUUUCUCACCUGUUCUGAAAUCCCAGAUGAAAACCUGAAGGAUCCUCACGCACACAAGAGCUCUGUCACCAGCUGCCUGUAUAAUCUGGGAAAACUGCUUCAUGAACAGGGUCAUCAGGAGGAGGCCAUAUCUGUAUAUAAAGCAGCCAUACAGAAGAUGCCCAGACAGUUUGCCCCACAGAGUCUGUAUAACAUGAUGGGAGAGGCUUACAUGAGGCUCAACAAACUGACGGAGGCUGAGAUCUGGUAUAAAGAAUCACUGCGAGCCAAACCGGACCACAUACCUGCACACCUCACUUACGGCAAACUGCUGGCCAUGACGGGUCAGAAAACAGAAGCGGAGAAGUUCCUUCUGAAGGCCAUCGAGCUCGAUCCUACCAAAGGAAACUGCUAUAUGCAUUACGGUCAGUUUUUGCUGGAGGACUCGAGACUUUUGGAAGCUGCUGAAAUGGCACAGAAAGCCGCCCAAUUGGACAGUGAAGAAUUUGAUGUGGUGUUCAGUGCAGCUCAUAUGCUCAGGCAAGCGAGCCUCAAUGAUGCAGCUGAGAAAUACUACAGACGAGCAGCGAGUCUGAGAUCUAAUUAUCCUGCAGCCCUCAUGAAUCUCGGAGCCAUUCUCCAUCUGAACGGGAAGCUCCAGGAGGCCGAGGCCAAUUACCUGAGAGCCUUGCAGCUGAAGCCGGACGACACCAUCACCCAGUCCAACCUGAGGAAGCUGUGGAACAUCAUGGAGAAACAGGGCUUGAGGACUCAUGGACACCUUUGACUAAUGAGAGAAAUGCUCUCUCUGCUCACUACUGAGGUCACCUACAGCCUACGGCAGACGGAGGAAGUCUUCCUUACAGAACCUCUUUCUGGAAGACUAUAAAUCUGUAGAGCUCCACAGACCUGUCAAGAACGUCUCGAGCAUUUGCUCUUCAGAGAGCCUUGAGUCCUGCACUUGAAGUAGCCCAUAGAUAUAUACUUGAAGUCUCAUGUUGAUUAGGUUUAUAGUUGGUUAAAGAGCAAUAUUUGCUCUGAGGCUGAAUAACAUUGAAUGAAUGAGCAUGUGAAGAACAGGUCGUUCAUUCCUAUAACUGGAAUCAUCAUAUUUAUUGAGUACAUCACAGCUUACGGCCCAUUUGUGUUCAUGCACAACGCUGUUGGAUGAUUUUAUCUAAAGUGAUCGACAAAAUAAUAUUGAAGGCCACGAAACACGUCCUAAAUCGUUCUCAGCCACAGUAACCACGAAAACGCUCCAUUGUGUCAAAUGAGUGUUAUUGUAUCAACACUGUACAUACUCGAUCAUAUUAAACGCCUUUGUGUUGAACACGGACACGCAACAUAACUACUGGGAUCAUGGGAUCCAUCUUGCCAAAAACGACAUGAAUCCGGAAAGAAACAUCGGAGAAGCUGUCUUUGCCUUACUUGUCCAAACUUGAAAUCCGCUUGUCUCGUGUUCCUCGUCGCUUGACUAACAGCUGACGGAUCAUAAACGCUUCUUUGACAUUCAGCUGGUUUGGGCAGAUGUCAACGGGUUCUUAUGGUCUCGUCCGGUCGAGUGUAGAAGCUUUGAUAACACCUAACCAAAUACAAACGCUCACUCUUGUACUCAUCCUGCAGAACACAGCCGAAGGUUAAAGGGAUCGUUUGUGUGUAAUAUUACUUUCAUAUGACUUCUAUGUUUGAGUGUUUAAAUUGAACCUAAUAUAUAUGACGGAUGUGUCUGAAGCGCUUCUGUUGUGAUCACACACGCUGGUUUUGUUCUGGAGGUUUUCUGGUGAAAUGGACCGACUGGUUUUAAAGGUGUUAAAUUAUUCCCGUUGUGUUUGUUUGGGACAGAACGCAGCUGGAACUGUGAUAUAUUGACAAGCGUAUAGAACAUUUCUGAAUUGAGAUUGUUAAAACAUAUUUUUUCUUUAGUUUUCUUCACAGGUGUGUAACAGGAGCGUUGUGUUGUACAGGGGAUGUUCAACAGUGUCUCACAAAACUGCUCUGUGUCUCUUCAUGUUUAACUUUCUUGUGUCUUCUCUCUUCCCAAAGAAACACAAACAAUAUAUUCAAUAUUACAAACAUCAUAUUUAAUAUAGUGAAUCUCCUGGAGAGAUGUCCGGGUCAUAUUUCACCCUAAAAUCACAAGAAAAGUUCAAUAUUUUACUACAAAUAAAAUGAAGCCUAUUUUAGGACUAUUAGAAUAUGAUUAUCAUGACGGUGUUUUUGUCUGGAUGUUAAAAUCUGCAAAGAUGAAACUUUACAGUUUAUAUGAAUAUUGUGACGAGGAGGAGGCGGGGCUGUGAGGAUCCAGUUCAAAAGACACGCACACGCAUUGCAUGUGUGUCUGUGUUUGUUUAUGUUUAUUAAACUUUCGUUGACUGUUUUGCCGGUUCCUGCCUCCUCCUUCAUCCUUUAUCCAUUACAUUGAUGCCGAAACCCAGAAAUGAAACUGUGUGCGUCUCUUUCAAACUGGCAGCCUGACAGCCCUGCCCUCCUCCUCAUCACAAUAUAUAUCUGUCUGUCUGUCUGUCUGUGUGUGUGUGUGUGUGUGUGUGUGUGUGUGUGUGUGUGUGUGUGUGUGUGUGUGUGAGCGGUGUGUGUGUGUGUGUGUG
Xyrauchen texanus (razorback sucker) is the source of this 4576-nucleotide messenger RNA. RefSeq names its product protein O-mannosyl-transferase TMTC2-like. NCBI's taxonomy places the organism in Eukaryota, Metazoa, Chordata, Actinopteri, Cypriniformes, Catostomidae. The transcript is spliced from 12 exons. Gene Ontology annotation, cellular component: endoplasmic reticulum membrane. Gene Ontology annotation, biological process: protein O-linked glycosylation via mannose. The record is from RefSeq and is a predicted model, not a curated record. Bases 256 to 2757 code for a protein of 833 amino acids. Gene Ontology annotation, molecular function: mannosyltransferase activity; protein binding.